AUGGCCAGCAGUCACAGACCUCCAAUGGCUCGUCCUUCUUCAAGAGCAGGAAUAGGGCUCACCACAAGGCCUACAUCUUCGUCAAGGACUCCUUCAGCAACCAGAAUAGGAACAGGGAUGCCUCCUAGUACAUCAAGACCUGGUUCUCGUGGUUCUUCAACUGCUGGAGGAGUCUUGUCAUCUCAGAUUAAAGUUGCAGACCGUCCAGUGACUCAACAGGGACUAAGUGGAAUGAAAACUGCAAUGAAAGGUCCUCAGAGGCAGAUAAUGGAUAAAACCUAUUACCUGGGAUUGCUGAGAAGCAAAACAAACGAACUUACAACAGAAAUUAACAAGCUGCAAGAGGAAGCAGAAAUGUACAAGCAAGAGAAAUCAGUCUAUUCGUCAUAUGAAAAAAGGGCAGAGGCUUUAGCUAGUGAAAUCAAAGAAUAUCAAGGCCAGCUAGCGGACUACAACAUGGUUGUGGAUAUACUUAAUACCAGUACAGACAUAGCAGAACUGAUUCGGGAUUACAAUGUGUUAAAAGUUCAGAAUGACCGAGAUGCUCAGAGUGUGGAUAAAAUUUUCACAGAAAGACAAGGCACAGAAAAGUUAAUUCAAGCUGUAGAAGAAGAUAUUGAACGUGAGAAGGUUGUAGCAGAUGACAUUAUAAAAGACAUGUCACAGGCAGAUCAAGCUAAAUACAUGGAGAUAAAGGCUGCAAAUGAAAAGCUCUCCCAGGAACUGAUGGUUCAACAGCAGGAAUUGGAUGCGCUAAAUGUAAAAGAGGAGGCUCUCAGAGCUGAAAUAGCACACUCCCAGGUGAGACAGGAAGCUGUGCAGCUGUAUGAAAAGCUCCAUGAACUUGAGGAACGUCGAGAUCAAAUGAUUGCUGAGGAUAAGAACAUGGAAUCUCCACAGGAAGAAAGAGAGAGAUUAUUAAAGCAGGUUAAGGACGAUAGUCAAGAAAUAGCAAGCAUGGAAAGACAGCUGACAGAAGUAAAAGAAAAAAUAAACCAUUUUAGAAAGGUCAUUCAACAACUUGAUAUGGAUCUGGAGAAUCAUCAAGAAGGAGAGGAAAAUUGGAAAUACAAGGAGCUGAAGAAGAGGGAAGAAAGCAUGGACAGUUUUCUUGAGACUUUUGAAGAGGUGAAGAAUCAGGAAUUGGAACGAAAGGCCCAAACAGAAGCCAACAUUGUUGCACUCCUGGAGCACUCCAGCAGGAAUGUGAAUCGUAUGAAGCAAAUUUCAUCUGUUACCAAUCAAGAGCUGAAGAUUAUGCAGGAAGACCUCACUUUCAAAUCAAAUGAAAUGCAGAAAUCACAGAGCACUGCUAAGAAUCUGGUUACAGAGAGUCAAAAACUGCAGAUGGACCUACAGAAGAUGGAACUCUUAGAGGGCAAGAUGGUUGAUGAACUGGCUUCUCUUAAAGAGAAAAUUGAACAAACGAAAACAGAACUGGAAGUCUAUAAUAAUUUGCCUGCUCUGAAAGCAUCAGGAGAAGAGAAGAAAAAGAGGCUCCAGGAUGACAAAGAAAAACUAACAAAACAUAGCCAUGCUUUCAAGAAAAUAAUGGAAACCUUGAACACAGAGUAUGAGACACUGAAGAGAGAGCUGCAAGAGAAUGAGACACAUGCUCAGCUCACGAAUUUGGAGAGGAAGUGGCAGCACCAUGAGCAAAAUAACUUUAUGAUGAAGGAAUUCAUAGCAACAAAAAGUCAGGAGAGUGACUACCAGCCAAUUAUGAAGAACGUGAGAAAGCUGGUCACAGAAUACAAUAAAGCUCUCAUAGAAGCUCUACAGAACACCAAGAACUGA
Messenger RNA from Indicator indicator, 1797 nucleotides. RefSeq names its product intraflagellar transport 74 (gene IFT74). Lineage: Eukaryota; Metazoa; Chordata; Aves; Piciformes; Indicatoridae. Gene Ontology annotation, cellular component: cilium; centrosome; intraciliary transport particle B. Gene Ontology annotation, molecular function: beta-tubulin binding. Bases 1 to 1797 code for a protein of 598 amino acids. The record is from RefSeq and is a predicted model, not a curated record. Gene Ontology annotation, biological process: intraciliary transport involved in cilium assembly; cilium assembly. The transcript has 20 exons.